This is a messenger RNA of Monopterus albus (swamp eel), 2184 nucleotides long. It is a transcript of the gene ccn5, whose product is annotated as cellular communication network factor 5. Gene Ontology annotation, molecular function: integrin binding; heparin binding. The transcript is spliced from 5 exons. Lineage: Eukaryota; Metazoa; Chordata; Actinopteri; Synbranchiformes; Synbranchidae. The coding region runs from base 81 to 1136 and encodes 351 amino acids. Gene Ontology annotation, cellular component: extracellular region; extracellular matrix. The record is from RefSeq and is a predicted model, not a curated record. Gene Ontology annotation, biological process: cell adhesion; signal transduction; positive regulation of cell differentiation.
GUUAGCAAACAGCUACCCUGGUUGCACCACAGCGUCACACAGGUUAGUGAGACAGAGUUAGCUCAGCAACACAAGCCCCCAUGGACCGUCUGUUCUGUGACUGUGUGAUCACUGUGGCUGUACUGCUGUGUGCGGCUACACAGAUGUGGUGCCAGCUGUGUGACAGGCCCUGCCUUUGCCCAGGUCCCUCCCCUCAGUGCCCCACAGGAGUCCCGCUGGUGUUGGAUGGCUGUCGGUGCUGUCAGGUGUGUGCCCGGCAGCGAGGCGAAUCCUGCACUGAGAUGUUUCCGUGCGACAACCAGAAAGGGCUGCAGUGUGACUACAGCGCCAGCUUCCCCGGGGACUCUGGGGAGUGUGUCAGUAAGGAGGAUCUGGGCUGUGAAGUCAAUGGCGUCACUUACCAAGACGGCCAGUCGUUUCAGCCCUCCUGUGACACUUACUGUCACUGCAGAGGUGGAGGAGUGACCUGUGUGCCAACUUGCCCUCUGACUGGCCGUCUUCCCACUCCAGACUGCCCAAACCCACAGUACGUUCGGUUGCCAGGGAAAUGCUGCAAGGAAUGGGUGUGUGAAAACCUUGAAAACACAGUUAUUCAGGAUGCCAUCACAGCCAUGCGUCCUGGCAGGUUGUCUCCAGCUCUCCCAAGGGAUCACCCACUAAAUAAACUGGUCCUACCUGCCUCCACCUGUGUAGAGCAGAGCACCCAGUGGAGUGCCUGUUCCCAGAGCUGUGGGGCUGGGGUCUCUACACGAGUUUCUAACCAGAAUCCUGCCUGCAAGCUGCAAAUGGAGACUCGACUUUGCAAAGUGAGGCCUUGCCAUGCAGUGCAGCCUGCCCCCAGGACACCGUGGGGGCAGCAGGGGUGGUGCAAGGCGAGCUACAUGUCACCAGGGCCCAUUCGGCUUGUUCACCAAGGCUGCUACAGCACUCACACCUACCAGCUCCGGUACUGUGGACAGUGCUCUGACUCUCGCUGCUGCACACCGCAUCAAACCAGCACUGCUGAGGUGACCUUUAGCUGCCCCUCUGGCAGACUGCUACAGCGAGCCGUGAUGAUGAUCCACUCGUGUGUCUGUCACAACAACUGCCCCUACACACCAUUCAGUAACCCUGCUUUGUGGGGAUACAGGCCCUGACCAGCCUGUAGGAGCACUGGUUUAUUCAGAACAAUAGGACGUCACUGGCCGAGUGGAGGCCUGGAUUGUGGGAGAAACCUUAGGCUUCUUCUUAUCAAUGGACCUUGAAAGAGAAAAUGAUCAUUGUUAAUAAAACUGUUUGAGUUGGGAUGAACAGUGAUCUUCACAUACAGUAUGAACAACUUCAGUCUGCACUUAUUCACAGCUCCUAUUCCAGCAUCUUGAGAAGCCAUUAUUGUGGUGGUUUUGACCUUAUCAAGAUUACUAUCAAGCAACCUUUGACAGUAUGUAGCACUAUUGAAACGGAAGUUACAAAGUGUUUUACAGGAAAAAUGAAAAACAGAGGCAGAUGAGACAGAGAAAGCAAUAUAUACAUUAAGGGCAAAUAGGUGCAUAAUCUAUUGGGUAAAAGUUGUAGAAAUAAGAAAACAAAUUGGUUUGAAGAUUCUUUUUAAAAUGUGCAAUGAUGUGGGUUCUCUGAGACUUCCUCCAUUAGAGUUCAGAGAGCACAAUUUCUUAAGGUGCCUGGUGUCAACAGUCAGCCUCUGUGAAUUUUUAAAACCAAUCUUCAAAGUGACAAGGAGCCCAUGAUUCAAACUGGGGUCAUGUGUGAUUAUUAUUAUAUAAACAUUGCUGAAAGGUUCUGGACCCUCUCCUGUCAGGACUGAGAAUGUUUUCUGAGGCUGCUGCAUGAGCUCUAACAGUAAUCAAGAUGUGAUGUGGUAAAAGCAGGGCUAACUUUUUCCAGAUCCUUGGGCUGAGGUUGGACUCUGAUUUUCGCAAUUCUCCUUAGCUGGAAACAAGAAAAACAGCAACAACAAAGCAGGACUGAACCAGAUGUAUGUAGCUUUGGCUUAGAAUAUGGCAGGUGGACCAAUUAAAUCAGAGUAAAUCUGCAUGAUUGUAUCUCAGCUUAGACAAAGAAUUUCUUGGAAUUCACCUAAAAACGUCACUAUGAACUGAAGAGCAUGAUAUCCAUGUGGUCAUAAUAGUUUUAUAGAUGUUCGCAUUGCUAACCAGAAAUAUGUGUCAAAGAGCAAAAAAAAAA